Messenger RNA from Paramecium tetraurelia, 1311 nucleotides. RefSeq lists its product as uncharacterized. NCBI's taxonomy places the organism in Eukaryota, Ciliophora, Oligohymenophorea, Peniculida, Parameciidae. The transcript has 3 exons. The record is from RefSeq and is a predicted model, not a curated record.
AUGAACAUUUAUAAAACUUUAGGCAAAGUUAAUUGUUUUUAAUUUUCUACAUCAGCAACAUCUAUUUUAAAUAAGUUAGGACAAAAUUACUACAUAAAAAAUUAUGGAAAUACAUUCAACCAAAGGAGUAUUUAAGAAGAAAGCCUAAAAAUUGGCAACAAAACAUGUAGAUUAGUAGGACUUCCUCGUCAAGGAGAUUAACAAGAGUUAACUCAGAAAAUGUCAAAUAUUUUAAUGAAGGAUAAGGAUAAAACAAACUUUUUAAUAUAAAUUGAUCCAUCUCCAUAUUUAUUUGCCAAAAGAUAGCUUUAUAAAUAAUAUCAUUCAAAAGUUGAUCCUAUAUUAAAUGAUAAUUUAUUUGAACAAUUACCAACUUUACCUAUAGAUACAAAUGAAUUGAAAAUAGAUUUACCAAUAUUUGAUUCCAUUCAUUUAAUAAGGGCAAACCCUACGUUGAGUCCAGAAUAAAAAUAAAAUAUAUUGGGAUUCUUGAAUGGAGAAAAAUUAGGGUAUUUUUAAUCUACAUUCCAAACUCUGCAAGAACAAAAGAACUAAUAAUAAGAAUUGACACCUUAAUUACUAUCGGAGAGUAAUGAAAUGUCGAAAAGGCUUGGCUAAUUAUUUGAAAUUACACUCUUAUAUGCCAACCAAAAGAGUAAUGUAGACUUUUCUCAAUUUGGAUUAUUUCAGGCAUUGUAUAUGUCAGCUUUAAAAGGCUCUAAGGUUUAUAUGAUUGGAUUGUCAGAAAUCUAUUAAAGAAUAUAUAUCGGAAUAAUUAUGUAAUUACCAGAUGUGCAAGAAAUGUUCAAAGAGUUUUGUGAAGAAUCAUUAUUAAACUAGUACAAUAAUUUGAACUAUUUUUUUGAAUUUACAACAAUGUUAUGGAUUGAAAAAGCCAUUGAAUAUUAUAUGCUUUAUAGUAUUAAUCGAUUUCUCAAAUAUUAAGAGGAGGAUGAAGUUACUGUUGUAGUAGAUUCUUUGCACUUUGACCCUUUGAAGACUGCAAUUCAAUAGUAAAAGAACAAAUUUGUAAGUGAAUGUGAUAACAGUUAUUUCUAUGAAUUUUAAUAUCCAAGUCCAGAAAAAUAAGAAACAGAUGAGCAAUUAUUAGAGAAACAUGCUAUCUUUGAUUGUAUAUUGGAAAAUUAAAUGUGGAGAGAACCUUGCAUUAACAAUCCUUUUCCAUAUCUAUCGAUUAAUUAUAAUUAGAUGAAUACUUUAGAAUAGAAGGAAAUUCAAUCUAUAUUCUAUAAAUAUCAUUCUAAAUAUUCAUUGAUUGUAAACUAGUUGAAAUAGUAAAAUAAAUAAUGA